Molecule: messenger RNA, 2277 nt
Organism: Heteronotia binoei (common prickly gecko)
Lineage: Eukaryota; Metazoa; Chordata; Lepidosauria; Squamata; Gekkonidae
Product: vomeronasal type-2 receptor 26-like
Exons: 8
Coding region: 1-2277 (758 amino acids)
Biological process (GO): G protein-coupled receptor signaling pathway
Cellular component (GO): membrane
Molecular function (GO): G protein-coupled receptor activity
Source: RefSeq, a predicted model, not a curated record
AUGUUGGUGAUCUUCAUGUGUUUCUGGGAGCAGAAACAGUAUUCCAUGCUGUUGAGGGACAUGGAAAUUGAUAACAGGAAGGAAAGGCUUUUCAUUAAAGUGCUGCUAGUGCUGUUGCUGCUGCUUUUACUGCUGAAAUACAAUGUGGGCAAGAAGCAUUCCAUUAAUUGCGCCACAGAAUUAAUGGACCCUCUUCCUAUAGCUCAUCAAUUUGCUCAGCCUGGUGACCUCGCCAUUGGAGGGAUCGUGUCUCAGGUCUACCUAGUGCAUGAGACUCCUUCUUUUGAGAAACAGCCUUCGCAGAUGCUGAUCAAUGAACCUUUAUCAAAGCCAAAGAACUACCAGCAUAUCUUGGCCUUGGCAUUUGCAAUAAAAGAAAUUAAUGAGAAUCCCCAUAUCUUACCAAACAUAACACUGGGGUUCCAUAUCCUCAACAGCUACUAUAAUGCAAGGAUGACCAAUAAAGCCAUCCUGAGUUUGCUUUCCACACAACAGUGGUGUGUCCCCAACUUCAAGUGUGCUAUUUUGAAAAACCCAAUAGCUAUUAUUGGAGGACUUGAUUCUGAAACAUCAGUCAAUAUGGCCACCAUCAUAGGCAACUACAAGAUGCCACAGGGUGAUAGUGAGAAUUUUUGUACAGGUGAAGAGAAGCUGGAAACACUUCCUUGGAUUUUGUUUGAGAUGGGCAUGACUGGCCACAGCUACAAUGUCUACAAUGCUGUCUAUGCUGUGGCAUAUGCUUUGCAGACCAUACACCUAUCCAGAUCAUACCACAGACAACUGUUAAAUGGAGAGCAGAUGGUGGUUCAGAAUGUACAGCCAUGGCAGCAGAUCGUGUCUGCUGCGUCCGGAGCAGUCGGAGUGGCUCGUUGGGAGCUGGCAGUUAACGAGGGCAGCUUCGAGCGACGGUUUGGCUGCGGCGCGAUCCACGCCGUAUUUUUGGGAGCAUCGGUGGUUUCCUCUGUCCCGGGUAUCGAGCUCGAUACUGUGCGCCAGUUAUUCAGGUUGCCAGAGGAGAAGCGGGAGAGCCUUUUGGCUCGAGUUAAGUUAGUGCGGAGUAAGCGCAAGGUCACCCUCCUUGAGUUGCAGCAGUUGAUGGGUCACCUGAACUUUGCAUGCAAACAUGUUCCUGGCAUUUGUAAUGGAGUGGUGGACGCCCAGAUGGUGCGCUUUCGCCAGUUAGCUCCAGAGGCCGACCUGUUUCCCAUGCACAUCCCAGCAGAAUUGUGGCAGAUUGGAGGCAUGAAGGUGGUGCCUUUUUCUCUUUGCAAUGAAAACUGUCAUCAUGGAUAUAGAAGACAAAAGAAGGAGGGAGAGAAAUUUUGCUGUUAUGAUUGUGUUCGUUGUCCAGAAGGGAUGAUCUCUGAAAAGAAGGAUGCAGAUAUCUGUGUCCAAUGUCCACAAGGUCACUAUUCCAACCAUCACCAAAAUCAAUGUGUUCCCAAAACUAUAAGCUUCCUUUCUUACAAAGAAGAAUUAGGUAUCACCCUAGCUACCUUAGGUGUUUCCUUUUCUCUGAUCACAGCAUUGGUGCUUGGGACAUUUAUGAAGCACCGGAACAGUCCCAUAGUCAAAGCAAACAACCGAAGUCUUACCUAUAUUCUUCUGUUCUCUCUUUUUCAUUGCUUCCUGUCUUCUUUGUUUUUCAUUGGGCAACCUGGAAAAGUGACCUGCCUUCUCCGAUAUGCAACAUUUGCCAUCAUAUUCUCAGUAGCCAUUUCUAGUGUGUUGGCCAAAACCAUGACUGUAGUUUUGGCCUUCAUGUCUACCAAACCAGGAUCUAGGAUGAGGUCACUGGUGGGUAAAAAAUUAGCUUAUUCUGUUGUCCUUUCCUGCUCCCUUGUUCAAGUAGGCAUUUGUAGCCUUUGGCUAAGUACUUCCCCACCAUUCCCAGAUAUAGACAUGCUCUCCAUGAAUGAGAAUAUCAUACUGAAAUGUAAUGAGGGCUCAAUAACCAUGUUUUACUGUGUCUUGGGCUAUAUGGGCCUCCUAGCUAUAGUCAGCCUCAUUGUGGCUUUUCUAGCCAGGAAGUUACCUGACAGUUUCAAUGAAGCCAAAUUUAUCACUUUCAGCAUGUUGCUUUUUGUUAGUGUUUGGGUGUCCUUCAUUCCAACUUACUUGAGCACCAAGGGGAAAUCCAUGGUGACUGUGGAGAUCUUCUCCAUCUUAGUCUCUGGUGCUGGCUUACUGGCAUGCAUUUUUUUCCCAAAAUGCUAUAUCAUUGUUCUGAGGCCUGAGCUUAACAACAGGGGAUUCUUCAAAAACAGGAAAGAAUAA